AGGGUGAUAUCGUGACGUCUCACUCUGUGUUUAAACAGAGGAAACAUCUAAGGACGCCCUCACUCCUAAAACGGAUCAAAAGUGACUAAAUUAGCUAAAUACGAAGAGAGGCGACGGAUUUGAAUCUGUUUCCGUGCCUCUUUUUUAUUGUCUCGGUUUGCAGAGAGACUCCUGUAGAGAUGUGGUGGUCUCACAGCGCCUCCUGCCGGCCGCUAGGAGAACAGGAGGCUUCCUCUUAAAGGGGAUGUCGUGAAAACCGGAAGAGCUUUUAAGGUGGACCGGAGGAGUUAGCUGCUGUUCGCCAGCAAAGGGGCUCACGGGGCAAGUUGGAUUCAUUUGAUGACCCGAGCUGGUUCCGAUCCGGUUUUAUUGCGAUUUUUACUCACCAUGAACUUACUUUCAAGAAGAAAUUUAAUGUCACACAUAACAUCGUCUCGUUUCUGUUUAAUAAUCGCAAGAUUUGACAAUAUGAUGUGUUCCUAUUUGUGUUAUAAGUCUUUUCUGGAGUUUUUCUUGACCAAAUGAAGAAGAAAACAAGUCAAAAAGAACAUAUGCUAGAACGUAUGCUAACAUUGAUGUUAUUUUAUGUAGAUCUCAGUUUAAGGUACCUCUUGGUUCAAUAAAAUCAUUGUGAGCUGCAAAUAAUAUAAAAAUGGCUGAAAUACAGGUUUUAUUUUCCGCUUAUUAAGGUUAUUUAAUGUUAUGUUCGGACUGUCUUCUAAUAAAAAUGAUUCUUAAUCUAGAAUAUAACUCCUUAAUGAAACAAAAGACAACCAGCAUUUUUAUUUUUUGAUUUAUUAGAAUAAAACCUGCCUCCUCUGUUGUUAUUCUGUGCAUUUAGAUUAAAAAAGAAUCGUUUUUGGUUUUCAAAUGACUUUAUUUCCACCAAAUUACCUCUAAUCAAAAGGCCAUUUUUUAGUUUCCUGUGUGACCCCUGGGCAGUAAAACCUCCUCCCUCCUCCACCCUCCUCGUUUACACACGGUCCUACCUUUGUCCCCAUCUUGUCCCAUUCACCUGGUUCUCUGCGGUCCAUUCGGUCCAGAGAACAGCUCCUGCGGGCAGACAUGCGGCACGCGCUGGUUCUGAUCACCCUCCUCCCGUGUUUUCAUCAUCUCUGCGCGGCGUCCUCUUCUUCCUCUUCCCCCUGGUUCCUCGGGUGCGUCAAGCCGAGCUCCAUCAAGAGUUUUGAACCCAAACACCUUGACUCAGCGAGCUGCUCAGCUCUGUGUAAGGAAGACGGGUACCGCUUUGCAGCAUCUUCUCCAGAGACUUGUUACUGUGGAAACCAGCUUCAUGCUCUGGUGGUCUGUGACUGUUUCAACAUGUCUCUGAGUGAAGAAACAGUAGAUGUGAAAAGAGGAAGGAGAGCACAAAGUGAUAAAGAGGAGGAGACCGUGGCUCUCAUCAGAUCUGAGGGACCUUUGCUUCUGAACAUCAGCGUGUCGCUGACUCCAGAUCAGGCAGGGAGAACGUUUGGAGUGAAAGUGCCAGGGAACCUGGCUGCACCACAGCUCACAGAUGUCCAAGUCUCCCACGCCCCCUCCACCCUCCACCUCUCCAUCUCACAGCUUCCUCAGGGUGGAUUAGAGCUCCUUCCCUCUGACAGCUCACCUGCGGAGCCAGUGUACCUGGGCGUCUCACUGCAGACACAUGCGGAUGCAGCUGACGAUCCACUAACUACUGGAGGGGAUGUUUCAAAGAAAGGCUGUAACCACGACAACCUGACAGAUAAUCAUCAUAUUAAUCAGCAAGAUGGCAGAAUCCUAAUCCUCCCCCAUGAACCAGCAGGAGAGCUGCUACUAGACAAUCCCGUUGAGGCCCAAACUAAACAGAAGUGCUCGGUGUUGUUUAACGUUACGGCUCUGCUGGUGAAUACAGCACUUUUGAGCAGAAACGGCAGCUUCGCCACAGCAGCAGAGGCAGCCGCGGUUUCGCUCUUCAACCACAGCGGGGCAGUUGUGAUGGAGCUGCAGGUUCAGAAUCGACUGUCUUCACAUGACAGAUGUGUAAGAAUGUGUGUCAAGGGGAAGAGGACGUCUCAAGAUCGAAUUAACCCAACGUCCCAGCUGAGUGCUGCUUGCAGCCAGGAGGACAAAGCUGUGAGGAUUCAUGCAAAAAAGCAAGCCUAUCCUACAAAUACAGACAUAAACUUCACAGCUGUGGCUGAAAUUCGAGAUCCCGUUGAGUUCUUCUGGGAUUUUGGAGACUCCAGAUCAACCAGAACCACCUCAAGAACCAUCGUUAAAAGAUAUCAGAACCCUGGGAGCUAUGAUGUGGUUGUAGUGGCAUCUUGGGGUUGGAUGAACAUCUCCUCAGACACUAUGAAGCUGGUGAUCCAAAGAGCCGUGAAGCUCAACAAACUGGUUCACCAGGUGUCGGUCGUGCAGAACCAGACCGUCAGCGUGGGUUGUCGCGUCGACUUAGGGACCGACCUCACCUUCUCGUGGAGCUUCGGAGAUGGAACGACCAGAUCUGGACAGAGCACUGCGCAGCAUGUCUUCCACAGAUCAGGAGAGUUCACGAUCACGGUGACAGUGUCCAACCUCAUCAGCUCUGCGUCUCUGAGCAGCCACAUCUUCGUUGUGGACCGGCCCUGUCAGCCUCCACCAGUAAAAAACAUGGGGCCGCUCAGACUACAGGUGAGGAGAUACGAGGAGGUCCGACUGGGGGUGACCUUUGAGACAAACGUUCUCUGUGACACGUCCAAAGGCCUCAGCUACACAUGGACCUUGUUUGACUCUGCAGGACUGGUCUUUCCUUUGAAUCUAACAAACACACGCGAACAAAGCAUCGUGCUGCAGAGUCAUCUCCUACAAUAUGGCACCUACACGGCCAUCGCAAGAGUUCAGAUCAUUGGCAGUGUGGUGUACAGUAACCACACUGUGAGGUUUGAGGUCAUGCCAAGUCCUCCAGUGGCCUUCAUCCAAGGUGGCACCAACAUCUUCAUAGACAAAAAGAGCGAGACCAUGAUUACGCUAGAUGGACGAGCAUCUUACGAUUCAGACUUUCCUCUCGACCCGCUCAGCUACACAUGGAGAUGUCAACCAGUUUCCAGCAUCAUCAGCUCCUGUUUCAGUCGAGAUGUUCCCACUUCCUCUCCCGAGUUCCGAUUUCCCAUCGGCCUGUUGAGACCCAACUUUGAUCAGUUCCAGAUAACGCUCACCAUCCACAGUGGGGAGCGUUCAUCUUCCUCAGACACCUUCCUCACCAUCAUGGCUGACGUAAACGGGAGGGUCUCAGUUUACUGCCACCAGUGCCAGGGAGACCAGCUGAACUGGGACCAGUUCUUGUCUGUCAGUGCAACAUGUGAAGGCUGUAACGUUACUGCAGAAUCCGUCCAGUACUUGUGGAGCCUCCACCUGGUCAACGCUUCCUCCAAGCCUGCUACAGAAGUCCCGUUUUGUUACGCAGCAGAACUCAGAGCUCCGUUUGCCAUAGCGGAAAAUCCUUCUCCGUUUUCUCAGACUCUUGGAAUGUUUCCCGAUUUCAGCGAUGGAGGAACCACAACAAACCCUGCUGAUUCCUCAAACUCCGAUCCCUCCACUGGUGUAUUUAUCCACCAGGACAACAGGGUACACUCAGAGCACCUUGGUGAACAAAUAAGUGAAAUCCCAGAUGAUCCUGAAACAUCUGCUGACUGGGAAUAUGUUUUUCCUUCGUUGGAGAGUGAAGCCCUAGAUGAUCCAGACGAUUUUAAAGUCCCGUUUCCUGUAGAAGAAGCAGACCCUGGGAUGUCUGCAGGAAGACUCGGUGGUGUAAACAAUGAGCAGUCAACCCCAGGAGAGGAGUUUGAGUUUGCCCCAGCUUUAAUCCCAGAUGAGGGGAGUAAUCUGUUGGAUCCCAAACCUUCAGCGGUGAUUCAAAAGCCUACUGUGCUGGGCCUGCACCGAGACGCCGUAGACGGAGUCCUCUUCGAGUCGUACACCUACACAGGCAUCGCCUCUUCUUUACUCAAAUUCAAACCCUUCAGCCUGAGGCCAAAAAGCAUGUACAUGUUAGAUGUUUCUGCCAAGUUUCAGAACACGCUUCUUGGUCGGACUCAGCUGUUCUUGCGGACUAGACCCGUUCCUGAGGGCCUGACGUGUCAGGUGCAGCCUGCUGAAGGGAUGGAGUUAAACACACACUUCAGCAUCUUCUGCACCUCAGGACAGGAGGACUUAAUGUACAAGUACAGCUUCAGUGUAGGAGACCAACCCCCCAGGGUUCUGUACCAGGGCAGAGACUUCCAGUACUACUUCUGCCUUCCUUCAGGUGAUCCCAGUGAUGAUUUUAAAGUCACAAUUUAUACUGAGAUCAGAAGAGGAAUACAUGGAUCAGCCACCAAACCCUGUCCCAUUACCGUCCAGGUCAAACCAAGCUUCAUCAGAGGCCCUUCCUCUUCUUCACCAUCUCAUUCCAAUCCUGAUCUGAAGCUGUCAGAAGCCGGUCUGAGGACCUUGUCGGCUCUCGUGCAUCUCGGGAACUCUGCAGAGAUCCGUAACUCCAUCAGCCUCCUCUCCAGCAUCCUGAACAGACUGAGCCGUGAUGCUGAGGCGGAUGCUCAUGCUCAGAAGCACAUGCGUAAUGUGCUUAUUUGUGUCACAUGUGGGAUGGAGAUCAGAGACCGGAUAUCAGUAGAGGACAACAUCUUUAUUCUGAAUGGUCUUCUACAAGUUUCAAGUCAGGUGACUUUAGAGAGCAUAGGAGGAGUAAUGUCACACGUUCAGGCUGUGUUAGGACAGUUCUCUACUCCUGGUUGGUCCCAUCCUGACCAGAGGAUGCUCUAUGGUCUGGUCAGCUUGAUUUCACAUAGCCUUCAGGUGGUCACCAGCUGGGAUUUCACUCCUAAAACACCAAACAUGGAGCCAGAAUCACCCACCAACCAAAGCCAGACUAGGACUGGAGGCGGCUGUAUGACAGGUUCAGCAAAUCACCUCAAACAGGAAGGAUCCAUUCCUAUAAAACAGCUCGUUGAUGAUAUUUUACACACGGCUUCAAAAUUGGUUCUGAGACGUAUUUUAUCCCAGGAGUCUCCAGAGAUCACAGUCAGCUCUGGUUUAAUCCGUUUGCACGCUUCAUCCCUAAACCACACCUCCACCAUCAUCAGGACCAACUCCACCACCGUCUACUUGCCCGCGUCUCUCAUCGAGAUGGUGUUUGGUCACCUCGGUGGAAGAUCUCAUCCAAGACCGGAGCCCAUCUGCAUCUUGACAGUUCUGACUGAACUGUCCCAGAACCCUUACAGCUGGGCGUUGUUUCCUACACAAUUUUCAGGACCGGUUGUUGAUUUUAAUUUAUACAAGUGCAGCAACAGAAGAAUCCAUGUUCGCUCCCUUCUUCAGCCAAUCAGCGUCGAGCUACAACAUCCACAUAGAAACACGAGCUCUGGGAGAGAGUUCAUCCUCCCACGCAGCCGCAUCAACUACCACAACUUCAGCAUCCACCCGGAGCACAUACAUCAGGCCAUCCAGGUGACGGUGGUGUUCACACCGCCGUCCUGCAGGGCAUUUCCCAUCAUGCUUCUCUUCAGGAUGUUUGAGAGGCCAACUCCCAGAAUGCACCACCUGCAGAGGGUUCACCAAUGGGAGGGCAACAGCAUGCACGUAACUCUGCCUCCAUCCUACCUGACGGCAGCAGGGGUCGGCCACUUAGCCCUGCUCGAUGCAGAUUUUGAGAAAGUACCCAGCUGGAAGCAUAAGAGCGACCAGAUAAGCUACAGCCUGACCGUGGGCAGCAGCUUGUGUUUGUCCUGGCAUGGACAGCAGGGAGUCUGGACACAUCAGGGCUGCAGGACACAGCAAACGGAAACAUCGCAGGCAGUCACCUGCAGCUGUUACCAUCUGAGGCCAGUGACUGUCUCUCAGCAGCAGAUCCAGAGCAGUCACGACACAGCCGCUCUGGACCAGUUUCUGAGUGUUUCCAGGAAUGUGACGGUUCUUGGUGUCCUGAUUCUCCUCCUGGUCCUCUGCAUCCCAGGGCUGGUGUGGUGUAAGAGGGAGGACAUCGUCUCUGAGGAGAAUCGGAGAGCACACUACCUUUCUGACAACGACCCAUCAGACUCGUGUCUGUAUAACGUUUGCAUCCACACGGGUCUCUGCUCUGCAGCCUGCAUGACUGCAAAAGUGUACAUAAAGCUGUGUGGUGAACAUGGAGCCUCACAGACAAAGGAACUAAAGGUCCCAGGAUGCACCCUGUUCAGGAGGAACUCACAAGACACCUUUCUGCUGAGUGCAGCGAACAGUCUGGGCCGUGUGUGGGGGGUCCACAUCUGGCACGACAACUCUGGACCUUCUCCUGACUGGAACCUUAAACAAGUGGUGGUAUCUGAGGUGGAGGGACGCUCGUGGGUGUUUGUGAGUGAGAGCUGGUUGGCUGCACACAGAGGUGACGGCCAGGUGGAGAGGAUGCUGCGUGUUCGCCGAAGCAGCUGUGCAAAGGUGUUUUUUGUCAAGUUUUCUGAUUUCCUGGCUGAUUUUCACAUCUGGAUGUCGGUGUUCUGCUGCCCCUCUCCACACUCCUUCACACACACUCAAAGGCUCUGCGUGUGUGUUCUGCUGUUGUCGGGAUACGUAUGCACCAACGCAGUCAUCGUGUCGCUAACAGACGACCAGUUGCCGUUUGAUUUGGGCAUCAUGGUUAUAUCGCCCGAUUCCAUCACAACAGGACUUCUGAGUGUGGCCGUCGUGCUGCCUGCAGCAUUCGUGGUGUCUUUCCUGUUUCGACUGAGUGGGAUCAAGUCAACAGGACCAGCAAUCCGACCUGAAGACACUUUUUCAGUAAAGGACGGAGAAUUUGAAUCCCAUUCGACAUUGGAUGACCUUCAGACGUGGACCCAGGGAGGCAGGAUCGACAGAUACAAGGACACAGAUAUCCAGUCUGUGUCCCAAAUCCUAGAAAAUAAAAGCGCAAAUGAAAUACUCCAUUCAAGAUUAGCCAAAAGCUAUGGGGGUCCUCUGAUGUCUGAGAGCAGCGUGGGACCAGAACCUUACAGCAAUCCAACACCCAAGAAAAGAGGCGCUGGACUUUUUACCGAAAGUGGGGAGUCUGAAUCUAAGAAAACUGUUCAAGGUCACACCCUUCAAAAUAAAAGCGUGCUGAGAGUGGUGUCUCUGUGGUGUUGCUGGUUGGCCUGGGUGCUGUGUCUGCUGGUGUCUCUCCUGUGUGUGGUGAUCUCUACCGUGCUGGGAGUGAGAUUCAGCAGCAGCAAGGCUUUGCUGUGGACACAAUCGCUUUUUGUCUCUUUGAUCUCCUGCAUCUUCCUCAUCCAGCCAACUGCGAUACUUGCAGGAGCAGUAGCCGUCUCCUUUUGGCACAAGAAGAACUCCGACGUUCACCGCCCUUUCACUGUGAGGACAUUCCAGAAAGAGAUUUUGAAGUUCAGGAGCCACAAUAAACCUUUAGACGAGCAGUUCGGGGUGUCUGAUUCACCCAAGAAAAGAUCUUCACACAUCGAAAGGCUGCUUCGAGCACGUCAGAGAGCUCGAUACCUCCGUCUUGUUCGCCCCCCAACUUCAUCAGAUGUGAGGAAAACACGGGCAAAAAGAAGGAGAGAGGAUCUCAUCCAUCAAACAUUCAGGGAUUUGUGUUUUUGUGCUGCCUUGCUCUACCUGAUGAUGUGUAUAACGUAUGGCAGCUCAAUUAGAGAACAUUACCAGUUAAACCGCGCCAUCAGACGACACGUUAUAGGGAACCAUGAAUUUAUAUCCAUAAAUAGUCAAGAGGACUGGUGGAAGUGGACACAAACAAGGCUGCUAGAGUUUCUAUUUCCCAACAAAUCAAACAUAACCGAGCAUUCAUACGCUGUGAUUGGUGAACUUAUAAUGAAGAAGAUGGAAAGAGCCAACGCCUCUCAGAGUCUGAAUGUGUCAACAGCUGGUUUAGGACACACAAAGUCUGAAUCUGCUUUAAAGCUAGACCUCCUGCGUUCAAGCGGUUGGCUGAGUAGACAGACGGUGGCCCUGAUGGUCCAGUUCACCCUGUACAGCCCAGCACCAAACCUGUUCUCUAGUGUGACCCUGCUCACCGGGCAGAGCACCGGUAGAGGUCUGCUGCUGUCAGCCAAAGUCCAGUCAGCGAGGGUGUAUCCCAGUUCUGCUGGCUGGGCCUGGUACUUCAUGGUCUGCCAGCUGCUCUUCCUCUUUUUCUCUCUACUGCAACUCAGUAAUCAAGCAUCCUCUGUUGCACAGCAAGGGCUGAUGGGACACUGGAGAACACCGUCUACUUGGCUGGAUGUCAGUCUGCUGACGGCCACCCUUGCCUAUUACAUCUUCUGCAUUUAUCAUUCCAUUGUGAUCAUGAAAGUUGUGAAUCUGCUGCAGAAACACAACAACAGAGGACAUGUUGACGUCAGUGACCUGGCCACCCAGGAACAAUGCGUUCGUUCCCUCUGUGGCAUCAUCCUCUUCCUUCUCACCAUGAAGAGCAUGACUGUCCUCAGGGUGAACAGGACCAUAAGCUUGUGUGCUGCUCCCUUUGCACACUCAGUCUCCAGCAUCAUAUGGCCUACGAUUUCAGGUCUAAUCCUUCUGGUGGCCCUGUCCUGUUUGAGGAAUCUGCUGCAUGUACCCUCCUGGGCCUUUAGCUCUGUUCCCCACUCCCUUCAGACUCUGCCCUGCUAUCAUCAUGGAGCUCUCUUCCUGUCAGCCUGUGCAGUUUGUUCAGCAAUGAUGACUGGAGCGGUUUCCUCAUUUGUCAGAUCUUCCAAAAGAUCUCGGAUCAGAACAAACGCCAUCACCAAGGAAGAAUUAAUUAAUUACUUCAGAGAGAAGGUGUCCAAGUUCACUGGACGGCACAGAAAAACAGAAACGGAUCAUCACAAGGAAGGAUGGACUUUUUGUCUUGAGGAGUUGGAAGGUUUAGUAGACGAGCUGCUGUUGAGACUGGAUGUGCUUUCUAACAGCGUGCACCACACCAACAGUCCAGAUGUUACAUCCACACCUCAGCUGACCAACAUGGAUACUCAGAUGGUGGUAAAUAGACCCGAACAUGAGUCACUUCUAGAAAAUGAAUCCUACCUGUUAAGGUGCCACAAUGAACAGAAGAUCCAAAAAGUCCUGCACCAGAGAAGAAGAAUGAGGAAAAAUUGUUCACAUGUGUUAAAGGCGACUGAGAACAAACUAAAGACGAAACAUUCCAUGAUGUGUUCAGAGUCAACGUCACUGAAAAAUGUUAGAGCAGGUGACGUUUUAGAGGAGCGAUCCAAGCAGUGGGCCGAACCACAGGACAGCUGCUGGUUCGGUAAAUCUCGUUCUGAGGUGUUGGUGGAAGUUCUGGUGCAUAGGGAGCAGGAAACAAAUGACCCGGGUGGGUACUAGACUUGUUUCUUGGUUUGAAAGCAUUUCAAAGAGAAGAAUCUCCUCAAAUGUGUGCAUUUUAAGAAUAUUUCAGCAAAAUGAUUGGAUUGUGUCUGAUUUUCUUUAUACAAGUUUCCUGAUUUUACACAUGAGUAAUGUGUUAACUAUUGUCAUCAGGUUAGAAUCAUAUUUGAUCAAAUGGAUCCAAUGUUUCUGAUCCAAAUAAAACUUCAUGCCUUACCUAAACGCUAGAUUAUUUAUCCUUUCAUUAAUAGGUGGGUGGUACUUGUGGAGGAAACAAAAGAAGACAGCUGUUAUUUUAAUUAGUCACAUUUUCUGUGCAAAUAUUGAACAAAAAUAAUUUUGUACUGAUGAAUACAACCGCGAUAAGUGUUCACCAUUUUUAAAGUAAACAAAUUAUUGCAGAGUUGAACAACUGAAUAUUUGUGAAAAUGAGUCAGAAUGAUUUAUUUAUUAACUUAUAUUUUAGGAGGGUAAAACCGCUUGAGAUGAGCCAUUUCGGUUUCGACACUAAAUACAAAUUAUGUCACUUUUUCUCUUUAUGUGGAUUAAGCACAAGUAAAGGCUUUACAUGCCAGAUACUAGAUAUGAGAACAGUGCUUUACACAGUUUUCAUUUACAGAAUUAACACUGGGUAACAAAAGUAUACUCUCACCAAGAAAAACAGGCAUUAAACAAAAAUAAUAAGAAUAAAACCCAAUACAUAUGAAAAUAUGACAUAUGAAAAAAAUGUGAUGACAUUUAUUCUGGAGGAAUUACUGAAACAUCCAACAUGUUGAUAGCGAAUAGGAAGGAAGUCGUUCUGCAUAUCUAAACUCUUUUUACCUUCAAAUAAUUAAAUUACGAAUGCUUUUCUUCCUAUUAAAUAAUCCGUUAUUGUGGUGAAGUCCAGAUAACAAUGACAA
Nothobranchius furzeri (turquoise killifish) is the source of this 10199-nucleotide messenger RNA. The record is from RefSeq and is a predicted model, not a curated record. Lineage: Eukaryota; Metazoa; Chordata; Actinopteri; Cyprinodontiformes; Nothobranchiidae.